AUGUCCACGGUUUUCGAAGUCCCCGCAAUGGCAAUAAUAAAGGAGUUGGUGCAAACCGCCUCGGAAGCGUGCGUCUUCGUUUUCAGCGGUGAGGGCGCCCAUGGUACAGACACGGACAUCUCCGUCCUGAAGCUCAGCCCAUCGUGGCCUGCUGUGCAGCAAGCUCUGCGUGAGGUCGGGCAGGUGGAUCCCGAGGCAUUCUUGCAAGAGAACCUCGGAGAACACACUGCUCCGAACUCGCCCCUGGUCACGGUGUCGCUGAAUAUUCUGCAUGCGGACCUCUGGCAGCACUGGGGCCUGCAGCCUUCAGUGGUCCUUGGCCACUCCGUGGGCGAAAUUGCUGCAGCCUGUACCGCCGGCAUCCUGAGCAUCAGCCAGGCCAUCAGCAUCGCGCACAGCCUUGGCACUGCUAUGGAAAGCUUCCCUGGCGAGAUGGUCCACACCGAGCUCCGCCGAGCAACCCUGAAGGAGUUUCCAAAGUCUGGUCUCCACCUGGCUGCCAUCAACUAUGUCAUCGCAAAGGGCGACAGCGAGGAAGGGGACCUUCUCAGCGUGACCUUGUGCGGCACCGGCUCCGAGGAGUACUUGGCAUUCGAUCCAGCUGCCAUGAAGCUGCGGCCUUGCCAUCCUUGGCAUCAUCCGGAGGCUCCAGUGCCCUCUGAACUUCCAAGCGGCAGCGCCGGCCGAAUCCCUUUCAUUUCGGCAGUUUCUGGUGUGCAGCUGGCGGAGCUCCCGAAGGACCACUGGCAGCAGUGGCAACGGAGCCCCGUGAAGUUUGCAGAGGCUUUGAGCCUUGCGCGCAACCUCUCAGAAUCCAAAGGGGUGCGAGCCACCGUGCUGGAGAUGGGUGCCCAUCCCGUUAUGGCCGCUGCCAUCAAGGCCACGUUCUCAGACGGGCUCAGCUAUGCCUGCUCCAUGCGUCGCGGAGAGCGGGCAGCUCCGUUCUUGCGGCAGCAGCGCGCCGGCUUGGCCAACUUCCGCAGGCAGCUGUCGCAAGCGCUGGAAGGCUUCAGCUUUGCUGGCCGGGAGCUGUGCCACAGCACAAGUUUUGCAGCCCAGGGCAUUGCAUCGCAGCAACUGGUGAUGCUGGCGGAGGCCUUGAGGCCCUUCUUCCCGGGCCUUGCGCCGCACGACCUCUACCGCUUCAGCAGCAUCGAGGAUCUCUUGGACUGGGGCGCGGAUGAGAUGUCGGAGACCUUUACCCCACCGAAGACGGCGAAAGCGCAGGAGCUUCACUUCGAGAUCCUGGGAUGCGCCCUCCGCUUCCCGGGCGGUGUGGAGACGCCGGGCGCUUUCUGGAGCAUGCUGCUUCAAGACGACCAGGAUGCCGCUUUUGCCACCGCCUCGAAGGAGGGUCCUCAAGCUGCCUUCCUUCAGCCCAAGUUCGAUUCUCGCACUGCGCUGAUGGCCGAGGGCCUGAAGGGCCUGGGAGUCGAAGGCGCGGAAGCCGCUGCCAUGGAUCCGCAACACGGCUUCGCGUUGCAGCUGGCAGCGGAGAUGUGGCACGAUGCUGGCGGUGCCAAGGAGGAAGCCUUGGCCCAGCCGGAGCGCGUGGGCGUCUAUGUUGGAGCCUGGCAGCCCGCUAUCUCGGACCCCCGAGCCUCGGCCUAUGCGGUGAUCGGCUCCUCGCUCAGCGCCCUGGCUGCCCGCGUGGCCAACGCUUACAACUUGCAGGGCCCUGCGGUGACCGUGAACACGGCUUGUUCCUCGGCUCUUGUGGCAGUCCACCAGGCCAUGCAGGAAGCUCGCGCAGGACAGCUGGCCUAUGCUGUGGCUGGUGGAGUGAACUUGUUCGGGGAGGACACGCAGCUCUUCAAGAACCUCCGCCGAGCCGGGAUGCUGAGCCCGACUGCCCGGUGCCACACCUUCUCCGCAAGAGCCGAUGGCUACGUGCGCGGGGAGGGCGGCGCCCUCUUCCUGCUGCGCUCAGCCUCAGGCUCAGGUGGCUCAGGGCUGCCCUCGCGUGCGCAGCUCUGGGGCUCGGCGGUGACCCAGAACUCCACACAGAAGCCGCUGUCCUCAGUGGACCCGCUCGCGCAGGAGCGCGUCAUCCGAAUGGCCUGUGCUAGCGCCUCCGUGACCCCAGCCAGCCUCGCAGCCGUGGAGCUGCAUGGUACAGGCACGCCUUUGGGCGAUCCUGUGGAGGUUUCAGCCCUAGCUCGGGUGGGCUGCGCCGCCAUUAUGACGGCCUCCAAGAUGCACGUGGGUCAUCUGGAGUCGGCAGCCGGUGCAGUUGGUCUUGUGAAGGCCGUGCUCCUCUGCGAGAACUCCCUCGUGCCCUCCUUCAAUAUCCACGGAGGCCUGAACCCCCAGGUUCUGGCUGCAAUGGAAGGCUCCUGCCUCAAAAAGCCAGGAGAUGAGGCCGAGCUGCCCGCCGGUGCCUUUGUGGGCGUCUCCAGCUUCGGCUUUGCAGGCAGCAACGCCCACGUGGUGUUGUCCGCAACCCCAAGCGCCAGGGCUUGUCCCAAGUACGAGUCCAAGGGAGCCUGGGAACGACCCAUUCCUUCUCGGCAGUAUGAGCAGUCGAUUGCGGAGACGUUGUCCACCACCUCUCCUCGAUCACAGCGGUCGCAGGAGCAAGCCCCGUUCUCGAGUGUCGUUAGCAACGGGAACCGGCUGUUCUCCGUGGCCGAGAAUGCGGAGGCAGAUGCAGAGGACGCCGAGGACGUGGACGUGAGUUCGCUGAGCUUUGUCGGCAGCGCUGUGCUGUCCAUCGUGGGCGGCGAUGCAGAGGUGGACGUCGAUGCUGAUCUGUAUGACCUGGGCAUCGAUUCCUUGGGACUGGCCGAACUUCUGGGCCUGUUGGAGGACCGCUUUGGCCAAGCCUGCAUCAGCAUUGACAAGAUCAUAGACGAGCCUACGUGCAGGGCCAUCGUCAAGAACUUGGAGGAUGGUGGUUUCAAGGCAAAGGUGGAGAUCUCGGGAACACCUCUUCUUCCCCGCAAAGUUCAAGCGCCGCCCCGCAACGUGGCCCCUGCGUCUGUUGCAGCUUCCGUCUCUCCUCUCCCGGCCAACGGCUUCGAAGUGUCCGCUGCGAUGCAAGAGCCAAAGCAGUCAGUGGCUUCAGAAGAUCUCAGCAACUGCUGGAUUCGAACUACCCAUGUUGGCUCAUUGCCUCGGCCGAACGAUGCCAACUUGGACGUGGAGGAGGCCAUUGCUCAGCAGGAGGCCGUCUCCGUGGACAUCAUCAACGAUGGUGAGUGGGUUCGCGACAACUACAUCGCUGACGUCAUCGCCCGGAUUGAGGGGCUGAAUGAUGAUGGCAAGGGGGCAAAGCAUGUGGGGGCCAGCUGCUGCGCCAAGCAUGCAAUGCCUAUUGCCUCAGACAUGAAGGACGUGCCCCUCUAUGCCCAGCGCUUCACUGGUGGAAACGGCCUCAUCACUCUGAAUCCCAAGCGAGAGGCAACCAAUUGCUUCUUCCAAUGCCACGCUGCCUACGUGGCUGCGCUGGGCGAGGCCCUCGCGCAGGAGUACGCUGAGAUCGCGGGGCGCGGUCUGCUGCUGCAGGUCGACUGCCCUGAUCUGGCAAUGGGUCGCCACACCAGGUGGUCCGGUUUGACGGACGCGGAGUUUCUGGAAGUUGCGCGUUGCAACAUCGUGGCCCUGAACCGUGCAUUGGAGGACGUGCCCACCGAGCAGAUUCGAGUCCAUGUCUGUUGGGGCAACUACGCCGGACCUCACCACAGGGACAUGCCGGCCGAGCUGCUGUGGCCGCUCAUUGGAGAGAUCAAGGCCAAGUAUAUUCUGGUGGAAGGUGCCAACCCGCGGCAUCGGAUUGACGUUGCCGCCUUUGAGGACGCAGUCCAGAAGGGCUACUUCAAGCCGCACCAGGUUAUUGUGCCCGGACUGGUGGACACCACUACAGCUCGAGUGGAGGACCCCAAGCUUAUCGCUGAGAGCUUGCUCCGCUACGUGCGCGCAGUUGGUCAUCCCAGCCGCGUAAUUGCCAGCACUGAUUGCGGCUUCGCUUCUACUGCCAAAUCCACGGCGGUCUCUGCGGACAUUGCCUGGAUGAAGCUCCGGAGCCUCGCAGAGGGUGCUGCCUUGGCCACUUGCCGCUAUAUCGACCAGCGCGCCCCGGUGCCCUGCCGCUCCCCGAACUUCAUGCCGACGCCCUUCCGCCCGGUGAUCUUCGCGGAGGGCUCCAGCAACUACGUCAGGGAGCUGCAGGCGGCAUUCUCAUGUCUCACCGUGCAUCCGGCCAGCAUCUUUGCUGAGGACGGCUUCGACAGACUCCGCUGGGUUGUGGAUGCGCCGCUGGCUUUUGUGGCGCUCGGGUCACAAGGUCUGCAACUGGCUGAAGCCACCAUGGGCCGUCUCAAGGCUGAUGGUGCUGUGUCCCGGCGCCCGGCCACGCUUACGGUGGCUGCUGAGCAAGAGGCGCCCUUAACACUAGCAGCGAGGGCCCGCGAUCUCGCUUUGCAGCAGACGGGCUUUGACAAGCGAUGUUUGGUUCUGCCUCGCGUCGCAGCGCCUCCAGCCUCUGCGGAUGUCGUCGUCGUGGGUGCAGGGCUUCUUGGAAUGCUCACAGCACACCGCUGCCGCAGCGCCGGCUUCAGCGUCGCUGUUCUGGAGCAGCGGGCCCUGGUGGGCGGCAUCUGGUCCAUGUACGCCAACUCCACUUCCCAGGUGAACAGCUCCGAGGGUGGCUACUGCAUCAAGGAGCUUCUGGGUGAGGAGGACGGCAAGGCCGCCUGGGACAACCGGGACCACAGCACCGCCGCCGAGGUCCUGAAAGACUUCGCCAAGCUGGGGGACCGCCUGAAGGAGCAGAUUUUCACUUCGGUGCGAGUCGUCAAAAUCCUGGGCGAAAACGGAAGGUACACCGUGCUCUUUGAGGAUGGAUUCUCACAAAGCGCCGGCGUGCUCCAAUGCCGCGGAGUGGUUCUGUGCAUCAACGACCGAGUGGGCAUCCCACGUCCUCUGUCGGUGCCGCGAGCAGACUUUGCUGGUGUGGUGGCAGAUGGAACAUCAGAUUCUUUGGCAGGCAUGGAUUGGCGCGGCAAGCGCGUGGUUAUCGCUGGGAUGGGAGCCUUUGCCGUGGAGAACGUUCGCACAGCUCUGGAGCAGGGCGCAUCCGAGACCAACGUGAAGCAAUUCCUCCGCUGGAAGCAGCUUUAUGAGCGGUCCACUUGCACUGUGCCGGAGUGCUGGCCUAAGCAGGUAAAGCAUGACGGCCACACCAUCUCCGUCAGCGACAUCUGGUUUGUUGCGCACUUCAUGCAGAAGCUCCGCACGGCCGUGGGAGAGAUCCAGCGCUUGGUGAAGGAUGGGGUGAUCCUGUCGAGUGGCGAGUUCAUUGCUUGCGACGUGGUUGUCGGCUGCAUCGGCUUCGAGCGCUCAAGCUUUCUGUGUGAGAAGCUCACUGGUCGAAGCGAGGUGCGUGCCACCAAUUACCUGGACAAGGACAUGAUGUACCUGGCGGAUGCUGAGAUUGAUGAAGGUGCAUUCAACUCCUUCUUCGGCUCCUCCGUGCUGGAGUAUGGGAAGUUCUUCAGCCACGUCUUCGUUGAGGGCCUCCGCCGACCUGAGGACUUGGGCGAGUCUCUCUGGGGACGGGAUGCACCUUCCGUGUCCAUCAAUCAGAGGAAGUGGAAUCAGUAUAUCGCCGCGGCCAUGAAGCUCAUCGAGGAGGAUGCGACCAUUGCGGGGCACGCCCGCCACCAGGUGGAGGAGCGCCGAAAGCACUUCUGGCGUACGCUGCCUCCAGCCAGCUUCCUGGCCGUGAACCGACGCGAGUGGGAGGAGCUUCACCAGCAAUUGAAUGGUGGAGUCCCGGUGCCGAAGGAGCAGCAGCUGCCGUACUUCUUUGAGGAGAUUCCUGAUUGGUGCUGA
Molecule: messenger RNA, 5835 nt
Organism: Symbiodinium necroappetens
Lineage: Eukaryota; Dinophyceae; Suessiales; Symbiodiniaceae
Source: the annotation of a GenBank genome assembly